This is a messenger RNA of Penaeus vannamei (Pacific white shrimp), 1041 nucleotides long. The record is from RefSeq and is a predicted model, not a curated record. NCBI's taxonomy places the organism in Eukaryota, Metazoa, Arthropoda, Malacostraca, Decapoda, Penaeidae.
AUGAAAUUCUCGUCAAGGGAAAUUAAAAAUGGAAGUGCUCCUCAGGCCAAAAUAGAAGUCAAAACGCGACCCCCAAGGGAACGCCACAAUAAAGACAUCCUUUUGUCGAAGCAAGUAUCCCGCAUCUUAGCAUCCCAGUAUCCCGGCAUCUUAGCAUCCCAGUAUCCCAGUCCCAGUAUCCCAUCCCGGCCAUGCUUUAGCACCCAAUAUUCGGGCAUCUCAGUAUCCCAGACAUCCCGACAGAAUCCCACAUCCCGUAUCCUAGCUAUCCCGACAUCCCAGUAUCCUAGUAUCCCGACAUCCCAGUAUCCCAGCAUCCCAGGUCCCAGAAUCCCAGUAUCCAAGACAUCCCCAGUAUCCAGUAUCCGAACAUCCAGUAUUCCAGAUCCCGACAUCCCAGUAUUCCCGACAUCCAGUAUCCUAUCCCAGUAUCCCGACAUCCCAGUAUCCGACAUUCCCAGCUCCGACAUAUCCCAGACAUCCCCCCAGUAUCCCGACAUCCCAGUAUCCCGACCCGAUAUCCCAGUAUCCCGAACAUCAGUAUCCCAGUAUCCCGACAUCCCAGUAUCCCGUCCAGUAUCCCCCAGGCAUCCCAGUAUCCCGACAUCCCCAGCUAUCCAGUAUCCCGACAUCCCAGUAUCCCGAAUCCCAGUAUCCCAGUAUCCCGACAUCCCAGUAUCCCAGUAUCCCGACAUCCCAGUAUCCCAGUAUCCCGACAUCCCCAGUAUCCUGGUAUCAUCCCGACAUCCAGUUAUCCCAACAUCCCAGGUAUCCCGAACAUCCCACUAUCCCAGCAUCCCGACAUCCCAACAUCCCAGAAUUCCCGACAUCUCAGUAUUCUCCAGUGACACUCAGGAUCCCGCAUCCCAGAUCCAGCAUCCCAGUAUCCGACAUCUAUCCCAGAUCCCAGCACCUCCCCUCCGCAUCACAGCAUCCCCUCUGUUUCCAAGCAAUCCCAGCAUCCCGACAUCCUGGUAUCCUUGCAUCCCAGCCUCCCAGCAUCCCCUUCGCAUCCCCAUCCCCAGCCUCCCAGCAUCCUAG